This is a messenger RNA of Gadus macrocephalus (Pacific cod), 1652 nucleotides long. RefSeq names its product SPG21 abhydrolase domain containing, maspardin (gene spg21). Gene Ontology annotation, molecular function: CD4 receptor binding. Lineage: Eukaryota; Metazoa; Chordata; Actinopteri; Gadiformes; Gadidae. Bases 168 to 1103 code for a protein of 311 amino acids. The transcript is spliced from 9 exons. Gene Ontology annotation, cellular component: cytosol; trans-Golgi network transport vesicle. The record is from RefSeq and is a predicted model, not a curated record.
ACACACGCAAAUCAAAAGAAAUACGCAUGCGCACAUACCGCAUGUUGUUCUCCUAUGCGGAAGUCAACGAUCUGUCAUAUGACCUGAGCCUGGAGAACAAGAGCGAUGCCGCACGUUAAUGGAUAAAAGUACGAGAUACGUCGAAUGACAUCCACAACGAGAAAGGAAUGGAGGAGAUAAAAGUGUCUCCCGACUACAACUGGUUCAGGAGUACAGUGCCAUUGAAAAGAAUAAUAGUCGACGACGACGACAGCAAGGUGUGGUCGCUGUACGAUGCCGGGCCCAAGAGCAUCCGGUGCCCCAUCAUCUUCCUGCCCCCGGUCAGUGGCACUGCAGAGGUGUUCUUCCAGCAGGUCCUGGCUCUGACCGGCUGGGGCUACAGAGUCAUCUCGUUGCAGUAUCCUGUAUACUGGGAUCUCUUGGAGUUCUGCGAUGGAUUCCGGAAGCUUCUUGAUCACUUGCAGUUGGAUAAGGUUCAUUUGUGUGGGGCUUCGUUGGGGGGGUUCCUGGCCCAGAAGUUCGCAGAGUGUACGUACAAGUCCCCACGGGUGCACUCUCUAAUACUGUGCAACUCCUUCAGCGACACCUCCAUUUUUAACCAGACCUGGGCGGCAAACAGCUUUUGGUUGAUGCCAGCCUUUAUGCUUAAGAAGAUUGUUUUGGGGAACUUUGCCAAAGGACCUGUCGACCCCAAAAUGGCGGACGCGAUCGACUUCAUGGUUGACCGGCUGGAGAGUCUGAACCAAAGUGACCUAGCCUCCCGGCUCACGCUCAACUGUCAGAACUCCUACGUGGAACCACACAAGAUAAAGGACGUGGUGGUGACCAUCAUUGAUGUGUUUGAUCACAGUGCCCUCUCUCUGGAGGCCAAGGAGGAGAUGUAUAAACUGUACCCCAACGCCAGACGAGCUCAUCUCAAAACAGGCGGGAACUUCCCUUACCUCUGCCGGAGUGCGGAGGUCAACCUGUACAUCCAGAUCCACUUGCGCCAGUUCCAUGGAACGAGGUACGCUGCCAUCAACCCCUCCAUGGUCAGCGCCGAGGAGCUCGAGGUGCAGAAGACUCAGCUGACGGAGGACAGAGACCUGGCCGACAGCCAAUGAGAGACUACCUUGUUCUGCUGGCACCCACCAGUGUGUGUGUCGGUGUGUGUGUAUCGGUGUGUGUGUGUGCGUAUGGAGAAAUCAUUGAAAGGAAGCUGAAGCUUAUCACCCUUGAGCUUGCUGAUUGCUUCAUGCUUCCUUCUCCAGCACCUUGUUUUGAACAGACUUCCUUUAGCAUCGCAGUUUUCUUUCUUCCGAGGCUGAAUAAUCAAUAUACAGAUUUAAUUGAUUAUAUUUGUACCACAAAAAAACGACAGUAUUUUGAUAAUCGCCUAUUGUAUAUACCGAGAAAGCUCUGAGGCGGCUUCGUCUUAUGAUUGCUGUAUGAUUCCAUGUCAUGAGUUUUUUGCCUUAUGUGAAAUUAUUUGGACGAGUCAUGAUGACCUUGCACUUUUAAUUUUUGGGUUACCACUGCCAACAGUUAACUAGUAGAAUGUGAGAAAAAUGUGUGUGCGGGUUAUACUGAAACAAGCAUUGGAUAGGUAUUCGCUAGAGUUGAACCACAUUGUCAUCCCUCUAAUUUGGAGUAAAUGCAUUGAAUACUUGGUG